Messenger RNA from Nylanderia fulva, 2098 nucleotides. The record is from RefSeq and is a predicted model, not a curated record. Lineage: Eukaryota; Metazoa; Arthropoda; Insecta; Hymenoptera; Formicidae.
ACGAGCGCUCCGCCUGUCACUUUCCCAUCCGCUGUCACUUUGUCACUUAUUCGCGAUACGAGAUUGCGCGAGUUUCUCUUUCCCGAGGGGAGCAAAAAUAUCGGAGGUCCUUCUCGAGCGUUCCAGGACCACCUUCUCGAUGCCUGCGGGACAUUCUGUUAUCGGGAACCACCUCGCGAUUCUAGGUUUUCUCUGUUCUGGUCUUCCUCGACGCCCACAGUUCGGCCAUAUCUGAUAUUGCACAUUCGUCCCUGAAUGUCAUAACGCCUUAGUUUUAUUAGAACUGUCAUAUCUUCCUUUCUGUUGACCCAGAAUCUCGAGGACAUCGUCGGGAUCUGCGAAGAAUUGUUUAUAUAUAAGUAAUCUUGUACUUGGGAAACUAUUUGAAUGAAGGAUAUAAAGAUUUAAGGACAAUGGCAGAAUUUUCUUUUGUGUUUGACAAAACAACAAGUUUUUAUUCCGAACGAUUUAACUUUAUCCACAGUUUUAUUUCAUCUAUUUGACUCCGAAAUUUCGAAUACGAUUCUUGAUUAUCGUUUACAUUUUGCUCCUGAUGCGCCCCCAUCGCGACUAUCAGUAGUCCCUCUUUUAAAGUCCCUACGUUACCGACUCUUUAAUAAUUCGGCACUACUGUUAUAUGCCAGGUGCUUGCAAUUGUUUGCGGGUCAAAGUAUUCGCUGGCCGUAAAACGGACCGACGAUCGCGUAACAAGGAGUAACGCCGGAAGGAGGACGAGAAGCAGGGAAGGAAAGAAGGAAGGUGUAAAGAGAGAAGUGAAGGAGAGAGAGAGAGAGAGAGAGUGGACAUAAGACAGGACGGCGAGAGAGUGAAAGAAGAGUGCGGGAUAGAGCACGAUGGCGAGCUCCUUAACGUGGUCGUGUUGCCUGCGUUUUAAAUUCAGCCCGGAGGAGAUCGAGCAACGUUACAAGAGUCAGGAGAUCGACCGGAUGCUGGAGAAAGAUCGGCAAACGUUUCGCCGGCAAAUCAAGCUGCUGCUGCUCGGGGCGGGCGAGAGCGGCAAGUCGACAUUCCUCAAACAGAUGCGGAUCAUACACGGGAUCAAAUUCGAGCCUGAAUUAGUUAAAGAAUAUCAACAUGUGAUCUACCAGAAUAUAAUUAAAGGAAUGAAGGUUUUGGUAGAUGCUCGGGAUAAGCUAAAUAUUCCUUGGGAAAAUCCUAAGAAUUAUGAUAUCGGUUUUCAAUUACUCAAAUUUGAAAAUACUAUGGUACUGGAUACUAGAUUAUUUCUGCAUUAUGUACCAUCAUUACAAAGUUUAUGGAAAGAUGCAUCGAUAAGAAGAGCAUUUGAUAGGCGAAGAGAAUUUCAAUUAAGUGAUUCUGUUCAGUACUUCUUGGAUAAUCUCGACAGGAUUGCAAGAGUGGAAUAUACACCUACACAUCAGGACAUUUUACAUUGUAGAAAGGCAACAAAAGGGAUUUCCGAAUUUGUAAUACCAAUUAACAAUAUCCCUUUUCUCUUUGUCGAUGUUGGCGGGCAAAGGUCUCAAAGGCAAAAAUGGUAUCAUUGCUUUGAUUAUGUGACUUCUAUUCUUUUUCUUGUAUCAUCAUCGGAAUUUGACCAGGUCUUAUUGGAAGAUAGGAGAACUAACAGAUUGGAAGAAUCUAGAAAUAUAUUUGAUACAAUUGUGAAUAAUAUGAUAUUCAGUGGUGUUUCUAUUAUUUUAUUUCUAAACAAAACGGAUUUGCUCGAUAAAAAAGUGAGGUCACAAGAUACAGAUGUCCGUUUCUACUUUCCACAAUAUACGGGCGAUCCACAUUCCAUGAAGGACGUGCAAAAUUUUAUCCUUGAUAUGUUCGUCUCAGUCAAGAGGGAUCCAAGAAAGCCAUUGUUUCAUCACUUCACUACUGCAGUAGACACGGAGAAUAUUAAAGUGGUCUUCAAUGCUGUGAAGGACACUAUUCUACAUCGGAACUUAGAAUCACUAAUGCUUCAAUAAUGACAUAGAAGCAAAGGAGUUAAGCAUAAACACAUAAAGCAGCUAGUAAAACAAAGGUACGCGGCAAAAAUUAAAUAUUUAAUAUGUAUUAUUAAUCCAAUCUGUAGUUUUCGAAGAAUAUAUUGCAAUACACACACACA